AUGCAGACCGUUAUCAACAAGGUCACCGGAAACGACGCCAACAACAUCAGCGGCUUCGACCACGAGAGCGUUCCCGAACUCAAGGGCAGGACUGCAGUCGUGACUGGCGGUACGGUCGGCAUUGGCUUCGAAGUCGCCAAGGCCCUCGCGCUCGCCGGAGCGCGCGUCCUCCUACUGUCGCGCAGAAGUGAGAACGCGGAGGAAGCCAUCUCAAAGAUCAAGUCCGAGGCAGACCCAACCGCGCCCAUCGUCGACGUCACCUUCACGCCGUGCGACCUGGGCAGUCUAGAAAAUGUCAGGCAGGUCGGGGACCGCAUCCGAGAGCAAGAGGACCGACUUGACAUCCUUGUCCUCGACGCCGGCGUGGGCGUGAACAAAUACGACGUCUCCGCCGACGGCAUCGACCGCCACUUCGCCGUGAACCACCUCGGGCACUUCUAUCUCACCAACCGCGUGCUCCCGCUCAUGCGGCGCACCACCGAGCUCCCCGACACACACGUCCCGCGGAUCGUCGCCGUCUCCUCCGAGCUGCAUCGCGCGCUCGCGACGACGGUCAAAUUCGCGUCCAUCGACGAGAUCAAUACCGACAUUGGCGCGAACGGGCUGUAUGCGCGCAGCAAGCUCGCGAACAUCCUCUUCAUCAAGUAUGGGCUGGUCGAGCGCGUCCUCCGUCCGACAAAUUCGCGCAUCGUCGCGAUCGCGACGCACCCCGGCGCGGUGCACACGACGCAACAGGACCAGUUCAAGGACACAUUCGGCACCGUUAUGGGAACGAUGAUGAAGCACCUCACCAUCCCGUUCAUGCGCAACCCGGAGCAAGGCAGCCUGAGCACACUCUGGGCGGCGACGAGCGAGGAAGUCGAUCAGGACCCGGCGAAGUGGAACGGACACUACAUCACGGAUCCGGGACAGCUGAACGAGGAGAGCAGAGCCGCGCAGUCCCCGGAGUUGGGGAAGAAUCUGUGGGGCCUCAGUGAACUCAUUGUGAGGAAGAAUUUAGGCCCCGACGCUCUGCUGCCAUGGGAUCAGCACAUGUAA
This is a messenger RNA of Rhodofomes roseus, 1038 nucleotides long. RefSeq lists its product as uncharacterized. The transcript has 3 exons. Lineage: Eukaryota; Fungi; Basidiomycota; Agaricomycetes; Polyporales; Fomitopsidaceae. The record is from RefSeq and is a predicted model, not a curated record. Bases 1 to 1038 code for a protein of 345 amino acids.